Molecule: messenger RNA, 2136 nt
Organism: Colletotrichum acutatum
Lineage: Eukaryota; Fungi; Ascomycota; Sordariomycetes; Glomerellales; Glomerellaceae
Product: von Willebrand factor type A domain-containing protein
Exons: 3
Coding region: 1-2136 (711 amino acids)
Source: RefSeq, a predicted model, not a curated record
AUGACAGAGUACGAUACCUCGGACGGCGUUGCGUUGUCCCUCCACGCUUUCGCCGGGCGAGACGGCAUCCUCGCGAAAAUUACUCCCCCCAGGCAGCCCGUGAAGCCAACAGUCCACGUACCCUGUGAUAUCGUCCUGGUUAUCGACGUCUCGGGCAGCAUGGGCGCCAACGCCCCGAUUCCGGCUAACCCUGGUGAGGUGGCGGAGAACUAUGGCUUGUCGGUAUUGGACUUGGUCAGACACGCCGCCCUCACCAUCGUGGAGACCCUUGAUGAAGGUGACAGGCUCGGUAUCGUCACCUUUGCAUCCCAAGUCAAGGUGGUUCAGGAGUUGAUUCCGAUGAACAAGAAGAACAAGGGUCUUGCUAAGAAGAAUAUCAAGAAGAUGGUACCCACGGAUGCAACCAAUCUGUGGAAAGGCUUGAUGGAAGCUAUCACCCUGUUCAACAGGAAAUCAGACGAAAAGUCGGAAAGGGUCCCGGCUAUGAUGGUAUUGACAGACGGGCAGCCGAACUUGAUGUGCCCUGGCCAAGGAUACGUGCCGAAGAUGCGAGAAGAGGUGAAGCUCCUCAAAAAUGAGAGAUUACCAGCCUCAAUUCACACGUUCGGCUUUGGAUACAACUUGAAAUCUGGCCUCUUGAAGUCGAUCGCUGAGGAAGGAGGCGGAAACUACGCCUUUAUUCCCGAUUCUGGAAUGAUUGGAACCGUGUUUGUCCAUGCUGUCGCCAAUCUACAAGCAACAUACGCAAUUAGGGCCACGCUGCGUCUUACUUGUUCUUCGCUGCUUACCAUCGAGGAGGCGAUGGGCGAGUCUGUAAACAAGCAAGAAGUAGAGAUCCUUGAAGGUGACAUGGAGAACGGCAUACCAGAUCAGCAUGAGCUCUCGAUCUUACUUGGAAACCUGCAAUAUGGUCAGUCGAGGGACAUCUACCUCCGAGUAGAUGCACCCGCGGAACUCACCUCAGAUCAUGCGGUUGUCAAGGCAUCGAUUGAGUACUCUCGCAUGGCAAACAACACUUAUACACAAAGCACCUCACAAUCGCUUCUGAACCCGACAACUCUUCCCGAAUCUGAGCUCGUCUACCAUCUCUCUCGCUCCAAGAUUUGUUCUUUCCUCUCAACCAUCAUACCCAUGGCUCCCGACGGCGAGCACAAGGCCUUGCCCCGUAUCUCACCCGAGAAGAUCCAGGAGCUCAAGGCCCUCAUCAAAGACAUCCCAGCAAAGCGCUUCCCAUCCGAUCCGAACAACAAGUCCUUGAUCGAGGAUCUCGAGGGUGCUCAGCCAAAGGGUCAAGUCUCUCUAGCUUUGACGAACCGAGAAUACUACAAGAAAUGGGGCGUCCACUACAUACCCUCGUACUUGAACGCGCACACUCGCCAGAUCUGCAAUACUUUCAAAGACCCUGGCCCUCUUCGAUACGGAGUCGACAGUCCUCUCUUUAUCGCGUGCAGGAACAGGUUAGAUCACGCGUUUGACAGCAUUCCUCCACCCACACCCUCCAACCAGCACACCGCUACUCACCGUGGACGAGUACACAUGAGCUCCUACAACAGCUCCUCCGGUGUAUGCUUUAUCUCCUCGACGCCUGUGCGCCUCGCUUCUGGCCAGAGCGUCCCUAUCAAGGCUCUUCGAAGGGGCGUAGCGGUGCAGACGCCUUCUGGUCCGCGCCGGGUCGUCGCUGUUCUCAAGACACCCGUGCAGAGGGAGAUCAUGUGUCGCGUUGGCGAGCUCGUCGUCACUCCGUGGCAUCCUCUGUCUCUCGAUGGUGGCAAGACCUGGACUUUCCCGGCAAAUGUGGCGGAUCGACCUGUUAGGUACACCGGCUGCAUCUACUCGGUCCUGCUCCAGCCAGGCCGGGAUUCAGAGGCUCAUGCGAUCAACGUCGCAGGUACCUGGGGAGUGACCCUUGGGCAUGGAAUAGUCACAGGGCAGGACGCAAGGGCCCAUCAAUUCUUUGGCAACUAUGGAAAGGUUGUCAGAAGUCUCAGAAAAAUAAGGGCAAGUAAGAAAGGCGUUGCCGUUGGCGGUGGCGUAAACAGAGACUCGGUCACCGGGCUGGUCUCUGGCUUUGCUCCUCACAGGGAGGCGGAUGUGGCCGUCAAGAGAGUUGCGAACAACGCUAUAUGUGUCGCUUAA